Messenger RNA from Anopheles moucheti, 1948 nucleotides. RefSeq names its product zinc finger protein 420-like. The transcript has a single exon. The record is from RefSeq and is a predicted model, not a curated record. Bases 1 to 1329 code for a protein of 442 amino acids. NCBI's taxonomy places the organism in Eukaryota, Metazoa, Arthropoda, Insecta, Diptera, Culicidae.
AUGUUAAAUAUAGAUGUUGAACAUCGCUUGGAACUAGCAGAAAGCUCAGAACCGGAAUUGUUGGGAAGGCGCUUCGUAAUACCAAAGCUCGAUUAUGUAAAUAGUCACAUUAGAUUUAAUAACAUCGAGUACGUAGAGUUAAGCGGCCCAAUGUGUUGCGGUUGUGAUUUUAUUGCUGAAAAUACAAAUAACCUCAUGGACCACAUCGUCGCGAAACAUACGCACAUAACGAGAGGUCCAAACGAUUCAUUCGUUUGUGAUAUUUGCUAUAAAGCAUACGAAGAUAAGCAUCAACUACAGAGUCAUCGGCAGUGGUUCCUAAAUACGGAAAUUUUCGUUUGCCAUUAUUGCUCGUACGGUUUCACUUGCGAAGAACAUCUAACGCGACACUUGAGUACGUGUAUCGAGCAAGAGGAGGAAAGUCAGCUAAUUGAGCAUAAAGAACAGAAAACCUCACUGGACGAUCAUCUUCCAACGAAAAUAGAGAACAACGACCAUCAUGGUGCGAUCAUUCUCGACAAUGCUAUGGUAACUGAUAUCAUACAGCAACAGUCACUGAUUUGCGAAUCUACCAAAACCAACAGUUACGGGUGCUGUUUUUUACGCUGCAGUGCAUCAUUCGAUCGGGAAAUCGAGCUGCACCGUCACGUACGGGAAUUGCACGCCGUCCGUCAACGGAUUCACCAAAGCGAACGCACAUCCGAUCAGUACGUGUGCGACACAUGUCAGUUGAACUUUAAAAGCAAUAAAACGUUACAACGACACCGAAACGGUUGGAAGUUGAAACAGAACAACGUUUGCUUUUAUUGUAGCAAAGGAUUUAUUACUCCUGGUGCCUUGAAAGAUCAUGUACAGCAGCUGCACAUCGACACAUCUCCACAAUUCCGCUGUGAGCGCUGUGGCAAGCAAUUCAGGAAGAGUUCGCUUCUCAAGUUGCAUCUGAUAACCCACCGGCAGGAUCGUCAGUAUGGUUGCGAUCAGUGUGACGCACGAUUCCACUUCGGCUAUCAGCUGAAGAAGCAUCUCCAGGCGGUUCACGCUACGGAGUUUCCGUACGAUUGUAGCCAGUGCAACCGAAAGAUGCCAAACAAGCACCGGUACGAUCUGCACAUGCGGAUGCACACGGGCGAAAAGCCGUACGCAUGUCGGCAUGACUGUGGUCGUAAGUUUGCACACGCGACCGAUCGCCGAAGGCACGAAAUGGUCACACAUACCGGAGAGAAACCACACCGUUGCAACAGCUGUAGUAUGGCGUUCGUUAGACGCAGAGAAUUGCAGCAACACUAUCGCCAAUUCAAAGCACAUGAUGUGGAUAUAUCGGUGUGCUAGGAUUAUUAGGCACACAGGAGGCACAAGAGGGAUUCAAUCAAGUGUAAAAUAAUAAACAAGAAGAGAGCAAGACACUAAGAUAUUAAAAUAGGAUAUUUACUUAUUCACAAUACAUCACUCUUGCUUAAUCGGUCGUGCGAUCUUGGCCUGCAUCGUCUGGCCCGUUGGAAGACUCACUCCUCUAAACCGCUCAUGAUCGAACGCUGUUGCACGCCAUUUAAAAUAACCCGGCCUUUUUGGCGGCUGCAUGAACUCGAUCUCAACUUAAGCUAAUGCUGGACGUCUUUUUUGUCCAUUUGGACAAAUAAAGACUUUACAGGAUAGGUUGUCCGGUCGUUCUAAUAACUUUACCAGUCAGGUGUAGCAGCAGGUCGUCAUCGUAGGAUAGAUGAAAUUUUGGACUUCAAAAGUGCGAUCACCCAUUUCUACGUUCCCCCUGAAUCAACCAGGAUUUGUCUGAAAAUGGCACCAUCAAUUUAAUUUGUUUCAAAUUUUUAAAAAUCAAAAGAUUCACGAACACUAGCUACUUGUUUUUCGAGUUUAUUACAUUCUAACCACUGUCACAUAGCGUUCCAAAAUUUAAUUCGCAUUUAAUGUCUCCCAUUUUGCCUCGCGCGUA